CCUGUGGACCCCACACGAUGUGGGUCCCACACUACCGUGGCCGUGAUCUUCUUUGGUACACCAUGCCUUGUACUGCGGAGGAGUCAAACUGAAUCAUGGUCUCGUGUGAACUUUCGACUCAAACUUGCCUACAAAACGCUUAGAAGCUAGAAGCAGAGUGAGAGAGAGAGAGAGAGAGAGAGAGAGAGAGAGAGGUACAUAUUUUCUUCACCCAUCAAGGCCACUCAUUCCUCAGCUGCAUUUUAGAGAGAGAGAAAGCUCAUUAAAGCACAAAGAUAGAUACACCAGCAGAGCUAGAGAGCUAGGUCCAAUGGAGUACGAGAGGAUAGACAAAGUGCAGACUGGUAUAAUUUCUCCAAGUAAACUGAGGAUGAAGCUCCUCGGGCCUCACAACCUUCGGAAAAAUGGAUCAAAUAGUAACUCCUCAAGAACUUCUCCUUCUAGAGUUGAGGAUGUUGAAUUUGUGAACAGCUUAUUAGCUCAAGCAGACAGGGAUGAGGAAGUUGCAUCUCCAAGCUUAGACGUUCCACCUACAAAAUUAACAGGUGAAGCAGCAAUGGUUCCUCGGCAAACUGACCAGAAUUCUUGCCAACCAAAGGAAUCAUUUCCAAGAGAAAACAGCGAAACUACUCGUAUCAAGUUUCAGCAAUGUAAUAAGGCUGUCAGCGGUAAUUCAAGCACACUCCACCAAUUGAGAAUAAUGGAAGAUGAAAAUCUAGAUUACGAUAGUAAUGCUAGUUCAUCUAGCUUUGAGUUUCAUAAAGGGGAAAGAAUAGGACACAAUCCCAUUUCACGGUCACUCUCAAGACCCAUGUCAUCCAAGUGGAAUGAUGCCGAGAAAUGGAUAAUGAAUAGGCAAAAUGUACAAGCUACACAUCCUAAAAGAAAUGCAUUACAAAACCAAACGAAUAGGUUUCCAGUGACAAAUAUGGGGAAGGUUGCUCCGGAAUGUGCCAAUUAUGAUUAUAAGUUAUCAAUUAGCAGGGUGGUGGACACGAAGCGGGUUGAUUUCUGUCAGCCUGCAUCUCAGAUGGGAUAUGAUAGGUUCUCUUUUGUUCCUGCUGGGAGUCACCCCAUUUCAGGCCAAGCUUACGUGGGGAAUGCACCAAUAGAUCAAUUUGCUCAAAGCAAGGAUUUGAAAGAAGUGGUGCAAAGUGAUGUUGCCUGCUCAACAGCUUCAGAAGAUACAACAGGAAUUCCAGCCAUAAGAUCAGUCUCUAUGAGAGACAUGGGAACUGAAAUGACACCUGUUACAAGUCAAGAGCCUUCAAGGACUGCUACUCCUAUAGAGUCAUCAACCCCACUCCGCAGCCCUAUUUCUUCAAUCCCAUCAACUCCUCGAAGAGGGGCACCAGCUUCCACUCCCAUGGAUCACACCACUGAUGAGGAAUCACAACAUGCCAAUAGAAACAGAAAAGAACUGUCAGAAGAAGAAACGAAGCUCAAGACGAGGAGAGAAAUUGUAGCACUUGGUGUUCAGCUUGGUAAGAUGAACAUCGCUGCUUGGGCAAGUAAAGCUGAGCAAGAAAAGGAAAGAUCCUCCCCAGAAACAAAUGAUGCAGCGCAGCUUGAGCGUGCUGAAUUUGAAAAACGUGCAGCUUCAUGGGAAGAAGCUGAAAAGUCUAAACAUCUGGCAAGAUAUAAGCGUGAAGAAAUCAAAAUCCAAGCAUGGGAAAGUCAUCAGAAGUUGAAAUUAGAAGCUGACAUGCGGAGAAUAGAGGCUCAAGUUGAACAAAUGAGAGCGCAAGCGCAAGCAAAGAUGGUGAAAAAGAUAGCAAUGGCUAGGCAAAGAUCAGAAGAAAAACGGGCAGCGGCUGAAGCGAGAAAAAAUCGGGAGGCAGAAAGAACUGCAGCCCAAGCAGAAUAUAUUCGACAGACAGGAAAAUUGCCCUCGUUCCAUUCGCAUUACGUUUGCUGUGGAUGGUUGUAACAAAACCAAUGCUUUGUACAACAGCUGACCCAAAAUGGAUGUGGUUGUAUUAGUUCAAGGUAUACAACAUGAAUCAUAUGAGAGUGUUAUAACAUAAGCUAAUCGGCUUUGUAUUUUACGUGCAAUCAGAGUGUGCAAGCUAUUACACCUUGUUAAUUUUGUAGCAAAUGCAUCAUUUUAUGAGCACCGAUUUGUUCACAAUAACUCUCUCUAUCUCUCUCUC
Messenger RNA from Ziziphus jujuba (common jujube), 2153 nucleotides. RefSeq lists its product as uncharacterized. The record is from RefSeq and is a predicted model, not a curated record. The coding region runs from base 311 to 1930 and encodes 539 amino acids. The transcript has 6 exons. Lineage: Eukaryota; Viridiplantae; Streptophyta; Magnoliopsida; Rosales; Rhamnaceae.